Molecule: messenger RNA, 3758 nt
Organism: Musa acuminata AAA Group (dessert banana)
Lineage: Eukaryota; Viridiplantae; Streptophyta; Magnoliopsida; Zingiberales; Musaceae
Exons: 5
Coding region: 1166-1627 (153 amino acids)
Source: RefSeq, a predicted model, not a curated record
CCGGUCUGUCGGUGCUUAAACGAGCCGCCAAACCUAACGCGAAACCGGAGCCGUAAAACCUAGAGCGAUCAAGAUGGCGAAACCUUCCGUCUCCCUACAGAACAUUAAGGAUUUUUGGAAUUCCCAAGUCAAUGACGAAGCCAAUUGGGCCGUCAACUCGAAGCUGCUUCGUGCCACCUGUCUGUUUGCUGGAUCUAUAUUCAUAAUGCGCAACUUUGGAAAUCUUAUGGCUGUUUGAGAUAUCAGAAUUGUUGGCUCAUCGGUAUUUUUGGUUCACAUGCUGACCUCAAAUCGUUAGCCGAAUUAUGUUGUCGACUGAACUUUUCCUGGCUUUUGUAUUAACUGGGUAUUUUCUCCAUAGUGGUCUUAUUUGACCAUCAUUGACUUCAAUCAGUGAGUAGUUGUUGUGGUCUUAUUUGUUGAUGAUUUUGCCUUCAGUUAGACUUGCAAGCAAUCAAAUUUCUACAAAUUAGAUAAAUUAACGUGGACAUUUGGCAUAAACACUUUUUGUUUUUCUAACCAGUAUCGAAUAAUGCUCGGCCUUGUGCAAACUCUUGCAGUUUGUAACUCGUUCUUCUACUGAUUCAUGGAGAGAUUAGGCAAAAUGACUUCAUGUUCAUAAAAGGAAAAAAGAUAUAUCUUUUUCUAUGCCCGAGUAUUGUGAUAUAGCUAAUCCUUCCUUACCUUUAAGCUGCUUAUUGGUCGAGAGCAUCAACAAUGCUUCUUAUUAUGCAUCAUCUCCAUGCCAUAGAUUCCAUAUUCCCACCUUGAAUGCUUGAACGUGCAGGACAAACUUCUUUUGACCAACACUUGAAAAGAAGAAGGACUGCAUUCGUCGAGAUACAGGCCAACACCAACCGUGGCAGAUUAUUAGAAGAAAUUAUAUCGUAAUUAUAUUGGGAAUAAAGAACAUUACGAGAUCUCUUCUCUUUGGUUGCUUUGUUUCGAGAUCUACCGAAGGAAAAGCCUAAUGGGCGACGGGGAGAUGAUGAAGACGACCAGCUCUUCUUCUUACGAAUGAUCCGAACUGCUGCAACCUGUUGUGGACUCGGAACCGUUUGUAAUUUCAAUUCGAACCCUGGAUUUGGGUCGUACGGGUCAAACUCUUGAAUUAGUUCAAAAUCAUAAAUUUAUACAGUUCUUUAGUGCUUUAUGAUUCGUGCAGAUGCACUCGACACCCCCUGGCAGUGAUCCGGUUUUCGAUGCGGUUGUUAAGAUGCUUCGAGAUUGGCGCCAAAGUGCAGAUGCGUGUACUUGGUCGAUCAUGUCGGUGCUACUACUGGCUCGACCACUUUGCCCCGCGUUCCAUAUGAAGGAGGGCGGCGAGCAGAGCGCCACGGUCGAGAGAGAUGUCGACGCCCCCUUGGCGAUCCUGCGAAUCCGGAGGAGGAGGAGGAGAAGGAGCCCGAGGGAAGCGAGGAGAUGCAAGCAACACGGAGACGAGAAGAACGAGGCGCCUCACAGAAGCGAGGAGGAGAAGGAGCCGGAGGAGCUGGAACACGGAGAUACCCUCUGCCCGAGAGCAGCGUGGAGAAUUAUGAGCCGGAGGUGCUGGAGUGCGGAGCAAAAGGAGAGCCUUGCAGCACUAGAAACAGACUAUGCAACAGCCAGCUUCAUCAUCCAUUAGAAAAUCAAAAUUAAUUAAGUCAAGUUUCACCGAUCCUUUUUUGUGAUUGCAUAUCAGACAUGUUCGAAAACAAGAAGCAGAAGAAAGGGCCACCGCCGUGUGCAUGGCGUCCACCGACCAUAUUAGUUAGAACAGCAUCAGGUACUUGGUAGUGUUGCGGAGUGCGCAAACCCACGACCGCGCAUUUAGGGGCAGCCAUAGCAAAACAAAAAAGGGUUGCUCGAUUCAACCCAACCAACGGAUUUGUCCCCUAUCUUGAAUCCGUUUUUGCUGAUGAUGCAGUCUGCUUGUACAUGCAUAUCAAUCACACUUUGAUAGAACACACGCUGUGUGAUUCGAAGCCAAAGUUUCAGAUCUAUCAAACUUCCUUUUUUCUUUAUUUCAUUGGAUAACUUGUUGGAAUUGUUGGAUCUGCAAUCGCCUUCCUCAGCUCCAUUUAUAUUACGAGUUCUUCUGAUGCUGAUCUCGAGUCUACUGAACCUCGUUGAUAUGCUUAUCGUAUUCUAAUUAAUAUAACUUGGAGGCAAAUGCAACUUCUUUUUAUCACUUUGAGCUAUAAAUAGUUUAUUGGUUGUGAACUAUUACAUAUUGGUACGAUAAAUUUUGGUUAUCCGAGAGACACAUGGAUGGGGGUGUGGUUUGGAGUCGACCAAUGUCCACUUUUGGAUUUGUCUCUAUUGGGAAGUUAGGCGAUGCAGAUGAAUGCGUUUUCGACAAAAUCUCUCCGAUGCUCAAGCUAAUAAGGAUUGAUUAUAUGUCGAAGUUAAACAAUUGUAUUCAUAUGACUUUGAGAAUGCAAUCGAGGGCCUUUUUAUAGCAUGAUGGAUGGUUAUCCAGUUGAGACUGUGGUAAAUAUUGGGAAUAGUUAUGUAUGUCAUUACUCUAAGGGUUACAAAGUAAUGGUUUAGUGAAUUAUUUUUUUUUAUAAACACUGUAUAGCAUACAUACCUUAUGGUGUCGAGUUGACAUCCUUAUCGGUGUCACAAUAAGUUCAAGUCCCGUCUAAUAUGUUGGUUGAGUGGAAAUAUGAUGCUAAUCAAAUGGAAGCAAUGUUGACGUUAUGAUAGGUCCGAGUCUCGCAUUACGUGUUAGUCAAGUGAAAGCAACAUGUUGAUCAGGGGGAGGCAAUAUCGAUGUCACGAUAGGUCCGAGUCUCAAUAUCAUGAUAGGUUCAAGUCUUGUUUAACGUGUUAGCCGAGUGAAAGCAAGAUGUUGAUCAAGUGGAGGCAAUGUUGAUAUCGUCUAAGUCCCGCCUAAUGUGUUAGUCGAGUGGAAGCAAGAUGCUGAUCAAGUAGAGGCAAUGUUGAUAUCACGAUAGAUUCAAGUCCCGCCUAACAUGUUAGCCGAGUAGAAGCAAGAUGUCAAUCAAAUGGAGGCACUAGUGAUGUCAUAAUAGAUUCAGGUCUCGCCUAACGUGUUAGUCGAGUGGAAGAUGGAUAUUGAUCGAGUGAAGGCAAUGUCGAAAUCAUGAUAGAUCGGAGUCCCACCUAUCGUGUUAGUCGAGUGAAAAAUAGAUGUUGAUCAAGCCGAGGCAACAUUUCGACCAAGUUACUUGAUAAUUAAGCAUUAGGGAUAGCUUUAUGUAUCAUGUUCUUGGAUAUCAUAUUUGUAUCAAACUUCAAAAUAGCAUAAUAGUGCUAAUUUAUGAAGAAGUAUUUGAUUUCAGGUUUAGUUGCCAAGUUUCAACAGCCCAGUGGAAAAAUGAAGACUUAGUGGUAAAUUCGAUGAGAAGGCCCGAUGAUCUUUGUUAUUUUGAGGGUUAUCUAUAUAUGAUCUAUGAUUAUAGAAUUACGGGGGUGCAAGAAAGCUAUGCCGUCAUAUGCUGAGUUAGAAGUUUAGGUCGGGGACAAAAGUACCUGAGAUGGGCAUGACAUGACGAUCCAUCAGAUCAACAUGUAUCAUCACAUCAAGCGAUGCAGCGUUGAGGUGCCCAGGCAUGCAACUCGGCAGAUCCAUGGCCAUGUAAUCGUUAGCUGGAGUGUGUUGAGCACCUGACCGUCUCCUCAUCUGUUCCGGCUAAUCAUGCAGCCUAAGCAAUCACUUGGUGGACGAUUGCAUCCUUUUUCCAGUGGGAGGCUCGAGUUCUUAUGGAUUUGGAUCGGGCCACGUACGUGCAAAUGACAUCAAGCAC